This is a messenger RNA of Pecten maximus, 1090 nucleotides long. RefSeq lists its product as uncharacterized. The record is from RefSeq and is a predicted model, not a curated record. The transcript is spliced from 6 exons. Gene Ontology annotation, molecular function: scavenger receptor activity. NCBI's taxonomy places the organism in Eukaryota, Metazoa, Mollusca, Bivalvia, Pectinida, Pectinidae. The coding region runs from base 35 to 1090 and encodes 351 amino acids.
ACAACUACACCCCUGAUAUCUUCAAUCGACAGAAAUGGCCAGGCGUGCAGGAUCGGUGUUUACUGUGUUAGUGAUAAUUUGGUUGAGCGAGUUGCCAGGGAUACAGAUGAGCGUAAACCUGAAGGAUCAGUUGAUUUUGAGUAGUACCACUGCGUCAAAUCCAAAUUACCCAUUAUCUGGGACCACAGACGGGAACUACGGUCCUCCUUCUUGGGGGAUAUGCAUGGGCUCCGAUCCUGACAACCCCGUAUUUUGGAGAGGGACGUUUACUGGUUUGGCAAGAAUACAGAGAAUAGAUAUUGUCUUUAGAGAUCCCGAUCGUGCCGAUGGAUACCAAUUUUGGAUAUCAAAUGUAACAGAUGUACCGUCUGGUAUCAAAUGCUAUGAGGAUGUGGACGAAGGUUAUCCAAAUAUCAUUCAAAACAUUACUUCUUGUAACAUAACUGGUAAAACACUGAUGAUAUACAUCACACGGCCACCUGGCAACAACGCAUUUAUGGACGUGUGCGAAGUGGAUGUAUAUGGCUGCUUUUCAAAUAAGUAUGGUGAUCAGUGUCAAAACAAUUGUAACUGUAAACACGGCUGUGAUCCUGACAACGGAGUGUGUGAUUCCCCAUAUUGUAACGCAGGCUGGAGUGGAUCAACAUUUUGUGACCAGCCUUGUUCACACGUUACAUUUGGAGAGAACUGUCUACAAAGAUGUCAUUGUAAGACGUCGGGAUGUAACCGUCAGAACGGGAUCUGCCUUAUACCGGGCUGUCAGGCUGGUUACUCCGGUGCAAGUUGCAGCCAGGAAUGCGUUGUUCCUUAUUUUGGAAAUAACUGUGCCUCACAGUGUAGAUGUAGAACGCAUGGCUGUAAUCAUAUUGAUGGGACAUGUACAGUACCCGGAUGUCAGACUGGGUGGAUAGGGCCAUCAUGCUCAACACGUAAGUACACAUUACUUAGACGAAUUACUUGUAUUAUCGAUAUUAGAUAUCUGACAGGCGCAGCCAAUAAUAAUAAACACUCCUUGGCGUAUUACGCUAGACACAUAAGAAAAAUAUCACAGAGGGGAAUGGCAAUGACAAACACUUACCAGAUUCCUUAA